Messenger RNA from Strongyloides ratti, 297 nucleotides. Its product is annotated as Tetratricopeptide repeat protein 28. The coding region runs from base 1 to 297 and encodes 98 amino acids. Gene Ontology annotation, molecular function: Hsp90 protein binding. Lineage: Eukaryota; Metazoa; Nematoda; Chromadorea; Rhabditida; Strongyloididae. The transcript has a single exon. The record is from RefSeq and is a predicted model, not a curated record.
AUGAAUAAUAAAAAAUUAUCAAAAGGUAUUCAUUCAGGAAAUGAUAAUGAAAAAAAAGUUAAUUAUUUAAAUACUUUAAUUAAUAAAGCAUCUGAAGCAUUCUCUGAGGCAAAUUAUGAUAAUGCAUUAAAAUAUUAUAAUGAAGCUAUAUUAAUUGAUCAAGAAAAUCAUGUACUAUAUUCUAAUAAAUCAGCUAUUUUAUUAAAAUUAGGAAAAGCUAAAGAAGCAAUUGAGGAGGCUGAUUAUGCUAUUAAUUUACAACCAUCAUGGCCUAAGGUAUUUAUUUUUUUUAUAUAA